AUGGUGGCUGCAUCCGGAGUCUUGCGUGAUAAAAAGGUGUCUCUUAAACUUAAAAGACAAAUUCUACAGAGUGGUGGUUAUACCACGAGUAAAUUUUUGAUGAAGGGAAAGGGAAGCCAGAAAAUCCAGGGAAUCGACGUCCCCCAAACCAUUAGACUUCCAGAGAAGAGGAGUCCGGUCGCCAUUAAAACCCUUCUCGGAAACCUCAUAGUGCUGACGAACAACAUGAGACUUCCGGUUUCCACACCCACCAGAAGCAUCCCCACCCUGUUGGAAAAUGGAAGUCCAAAAUAUCGUGGACCUGUGUUAGGAGUUACCAAGACACUGAUACAACAUGUACGAGAUGGUCUGGAAUUCGACACAUAUGGUUUAUGGGACAUCAUUUUAUUUGGUAAUGCAAAAAGAAUGGAGAUUGAUGAUCAUGAAGAUUUAUAUGAUUAUCAAAUUCGAAGUUUUUGUCUAAAAGAUGCGCGCUUGUUUUUCUGCAAUGCUUUUAGCUCGUCGAAAUUGUAUAUAAAGGGAAUGACUCUACUGGAGAUUGUAGUAAUUGAUGAAGCUGCUCAGCUGAAAGAAUGUGAAUCCACUAUUCCGUUACAACUCCCUGGUCUCCGCCAUGCUAUACUCAUCGAAGAUGAGAAACAAUUGCCUGCUAUGGUUCAAAGCAAGAUCUGCGAGAAGGCUGAGUUCGGGAGGAGCUUAUUCGAGAGGCUGGUAAUUCUAGGGCACAAGAAGCACCUUCUAAAUGUUCAAUAUCGGAUGCAUCCGAAAGUAAGUUUGUUCCCAAAUAGCCAGUUCUAUGAGAAGAAAAUUACGGAUGGUCCUAAUGUUACAGCAGCAUUAUAUGAGAAGAGAUUUCUUAAAGGAGAUAUUUUCUGCUCCUAUUCAUUCAUUAAUGUAAGUAGGGGAAAAGAGGAGCUCGAUGAUCAUCAAAGCACGAGAAAUAUGGCAGAAGUUCGCCUUGUAGCUGAUAUGCACAAAAUGAAUUUUGUAGGAUCUUUACAGAAUCUGUCUCUUCAAAACAAAAGGUCCGUGUUGGUUGUAUAUCAAGUUUUUGCUAUUCAACGAACUCUUGGAAAGAGAUAUAGCACGGAUGUUAGGAGUUAUUUUUCAGUGAAUGUGAGCUCUGUCGAUGGUUUUCAAGGCGGUGAAGAGGAUGUGAUAAUUAUAUCCACUGUUCGGUGUAAUGGGAGUGGAUCUAUUGGUUUUCUUUCUACUAUUCGGAGAGCCAAUGUAGCGCUGACUCGAGCAAGAUACUGUCUUUGGAUAUUGGGAAAUGCCACUACUUUGGUUAAUAGUGGUUCUAUUUGGACGAAUAUAGUCAUUGACGCCAAGGCUCGUGGUUGUUACUUUGAUGUUACUAAUGACAAGAGAUCGAUUCAGGCAAAUCUGAGCGCUACCAUUGAGCUCAAACAGAUAGGUACAUUACUCCGAACGGACUCCCCUCUGUUCAAAACAGCUAAGUGGAAGGUUGCUUUCUGUGAGAAUUUCUCAAAAUCGAUCGCCAGAAUUAAGGAUAUGGAGAAUGGUGAAGCUAUCAAGCAGUUGGCGAAAGAAAAGAACAGAAUGAUGAGCAACAAGGGUGGGAAUUCUUCUGCAUUGUUGGAGGUCUACAAUGUCAAGCACCUAAAAUUGAUUUGGACCAUAGAUAUUCUGCAGCAGAACUCGACACAAAUUCAAGUACUAAAGAUCUGGGACAUUAUACCAGCAUAUCUGAUACCGAACUUGGCUAAGGACCUCGACGUCCUUUUUGGUCGAUAUGCAGUUGAUAUGAUGAAUCGUUUGCAUAUGUAA
Molecule: messenger RNA, 1791 nt
Organism: Capsicum annuum
Lineage: Eukaryota; Viridiplantae; Streptophyta; Magnoliopsida; Solanales; Solanaceae
Product: probable helicase MAGATAMA 3
Exons: 8
Coding region: 1-1791 (596 amino acids)
Molecular function (GO): helicase activity
Source: RefSeq, a predicted model, not a curated record